GUGUCCUUAAAACGCGAGCGUCAAAAAAGGAAAAUUUUGGAAAACUCUCGCUCAUCGACUCCGCGCUAUCUCCUCGUCUUCACCCGCAUUUACAGAUGCUCUCUUCUUCGUUUUCUUCUUCUUCGACGAUUCUCACUCUAAGAAACAAAAACCCUAAUUUUCUUAAAUCUCUGAGAAAUGGAGCUCUCAACAACCGAGUCGUUUUCACCGCUCAAUUCCCUCGUGCCGUUUCCCUUCGGUGUUACGCUUCUUCCAGCGGAUUCGAUCGAGUUCAAGUUCGAAAUCCAGUCGUCGAGAUGGAUGGUGAUGAAAUGACGAGAAUUAUCUGGAAUAUGAUAAAAGACAAACUUAUAUUCCCUUAUCUUGAUUUGGACAUAAAAUACUUCGAUUUAGGGAUACUGAGUCGGGAUGCGACUGAUGACAAAGUUACUGUCGAAGCUGCUGAAGCAGCCCUGAAGUAUAAUGUUGCUAUCAAAUGUGCAACAAUAACUCCUGAUGAGACAAGAGUCAAGGAAUUUGGGCUGAAAUCUAUGUGGAGAAGUCCUAAUGGGACUAUUAGAAACAUCUUGAAUGGUACUGUCUUUCGUGAACCUAUCCUAUGCAAGAAUAUUCCAAGAAUUGUUCCCGGUUGGAAGAAACCCAUAUGUAUUGGCAGACAUGCAUUUGGUGACCAGUAUCGUGCCACUGAUACAAUAAUUACUGGACCAGGAAAGCUUAAGAUGGUUUUUGUCCCAGAAGGUGGAGACAAGCCGGUGGAGCUUGAUGUCUACAAUUAUAAAGGCCCUGGCAUAGCACUUUCUAUGUAUAAUGUUGAUGAGUCAAUUCGUGUAUUUGCUGAAUCCUCUAUGUCAUUGGCUUUUUCAAAGAAGUGGCCUCUUUACCUGAGCACAAAGAAUACUAUUCUCAAGAAGUAUGAUGGCAGGUUUAAGGACAUAUUCCAGGAUGUGUAUGAGAAAAAUUGGAAGGACAAGUUUGAAGCACAUUCUAUAUGGUAUGAACAUCGACUAAUUGAUGACAUGGUGGCAUAUGCCCUAAAAAGUGAAGGGGGAUAUGUUUGGGCUUGCAAAAAUUAUGAUGGAGAUGUCCAAAGUGAUCUACUUGCUCAAGGAUUUGGCUCUUUGGGCUUGAUGACUUCAGUGUUGUUGUCAUCUGAUGGGAAGACAUUAGAAGCCGAGGCAGCUCAUGGGACUGUAACUCGACAUUUCAGGCUUUAUCAAAAGGGACAAGAAACCAGUACAAACAGUAUUGCCUCUAUAUUUGCAUGGACAAGAGGACUGGAGCAUAGGGCCAAACUAGAUAAAAACGAAAGGUUGCUGGACUUUGUUCACAAGUUGGAGGCUGCUUGCAUCGAGACAGUUGAGGCAGGAAAAAUGACCAAAGAUCUCGCCAUUUUAAUCCAUGGCCCCAAGGUAUCAAAAGAGUUUUACUUGACCACUGGAGACUUCGUUGAUGCUGUUGCCAUAAAUCUUGAGCGGAAGCUUCAGCAACCAACCAUGUGCUAGUAGAUACUUAUAUUGUCAGGUGAUUCCCUGAGAUUUGAAGAUUUUUGGCGAGAUGAGUUUCUUUUAUUGAUUGUUACACUUGUAGCAGCUUUUGUUGCUUCCUUUGGAUAAAUAAAAAAAGCAAAGUUUAUCCAAAAAAAAUCAAGUUUAGCAUGCACUGUUAGGAUUCAUUACCCUCCUUGAUUUAAAAAUGCCAACUAGUUAGCAUCAAUCCAAAAAUAUUGACAAAAUAGUUUCGACAGGUGAUUACUAGAUAACAGGAAUAAUGAGCCUGCUUCAUGUAACACUAACCACAAACUAGGGUUGCAAUCAAGCUGAACCGAUCUUGAACAGUGAGAAGCUUGAGGUCUAUUUGAAGCUGCUUAAAACUCAAUUCAAGCUUGAUCAAGUAUAUGAUUCUAGAAGCUUGAGCUUGAGGUAAAAUCAAAUUAUUUGAGCUCGGCUUGUUUGAGUUUGUUUACAUGAUAUACAUACCCGAGAUCAAGUUUGACCUCAUUCAUUUCAUAUAUAAUUUUUUUUUUAUAUUUAAACAACAAAAUUUAGGGUUUGUGUUUUAAGCAUACA
Gossypium raimondii (Peruvian cotton) is the source of this 2066-nucleotide messenger RNA. Its product is annotated as isocitrate dehydrogenase [NADP], chloroplastic/mitochondrial. Gene Ontology annotation, cellular component: mitochondrion. The transcript is spliced from 15 exons. Bases 96 to 1502 code for a protein of 468 amino acids. Gene Ontology annotation, molecular function: isocitrate dehydrogenase (NADP+) activity; NAD binding; magnesium ion binding. Lineage: Eukaryota; Viridiplantae; Streptophyta; Magnoliopsida; Malvales; Malvaceae. The record is from RefSeq and is a predicted model, not a curated record. Gene Ontology annotation, biological process: isocitrate metabolic process.